Messenger RNA from Pararge aegeria (speckled wood butterfly), 520 nucleotides. RefSeq names its product cuticle protein 8-like. The record is from RefSeq and is a predicted model, not a curated record. Bases 47 to 520 code for a protein of 157 amino acids. Lineage: Eukaryota; Metazoa; Arthropoda; Insecta; Lepidoptera; Nymphalidae. Gene Ontology annotation, cellular component: extracellular matrix. The transcript has 4 exons.
CAAUUCUUAUUAAUCAGCGGCGAAACGUGUAUUAAACAACACUAAAAUGUUCAGCAAAAUCGUUGUAUUUGGAGCUCUAUUCACGGCAGCCAAAGCUGUCUACUACCCAGCUCCUGCAGUAUCCUCACAAGCAAUACUUCGCCAUGACGAAGGUCUAGCGCUAGGACACAUCGCUGCCCCGGCACACUAUGCCGUGCCGUUAGUACACGCUGCCCCUCUCGCACAUUAUGCUGCCCCAGUAUACUCUGGUUAUGAUGUUCACGGUGACGGACAUGAUGAAUACGCGUAUCCCAAAUACGACUUCGCGUACUCAGUGGACGACCCCCACACCGGGGAUCACAAGGCUCAGCACGAAAGCCGUGAUGGUGACACAGUGCAUGGAUUCUACUCGUUACUGCAACCCGACGGUUCCGUCAGAAAAGUCGAAUAUACUGCUGAUGAUCAUAGCGGAUUCAACGCAGUGGUUCAUAAUUCCGCACCCUCCAUCCACCCGCAACCGCUCUACGAUGCACACUACUAA